GCACCUCCUUCCCAUGGUGGCGGUUCGCCAACGCGGCCAAUGGGUAGAUUUUGGGCCAGAGCUGUAUCCGGUAACGGUGACAACAGCUUCAGCUCCAAAAAAAAAGGUAACGAACGUUGGUGGAAGACGAAUUGUUGAAGUUCGGUGGCCACUAGCACCCGUCGAAGCGUCGAGGGAUUGCCUCGUUUUUCCUGUGCUUUUAGUCGGUGUGUGUGUGUGUGUGUGUGUGUGGGGCUUAACAUUCCCGGCAAAGGGGGGUGCUGCUAUUCCAAAAUCGGGAGGAAAUCUGGAUGCUGCUGCUGCACCAGCCGGAACCGCAGAUCCGGUCGCAAUCAUCGUGGAGAUUUAAAAGCAGGUAAGGGGAGGGAUACUGUUCGACAGCUCUUGUCAGGAUAAUGACACACGCCGAGGAAAAAGGCCCUUAUACACAUGCAUUUCGUUGUCUUGAAGCCGAACAGCCUCAUUAAAAAGCAAUAAAAUGUACAGUAAAUAUAAUAAAAAUAGCAAACUAAUAAAUCGCCCCAAACACGGUGCACCAAAAUCCGCACAUCACUGUAUCACUUCCAUCUCCCAAGUGAAGUCAUGGCAUGCUGCUGCUCCAUGCUGCGGUUUUCACCAGUUGCUACCGACUCCUGGCUGCAGUGAUUGUAGUAGGUAGAGUAGCACACCACCCACCCAACGCACUUCCCUUCUCACACCUUCUCUCCCCCAGCGGUUGUGUUCGACAAUGACGUUAUUCUGCUCGGUUCGUCCUAUUGUGUCGUCGUCGCCGUCGUCACCGUCGUCGUCGUGCCGGGGAGGAUGCAAAUGCGCGCGCUAUUCACGGAAAAUCUCUCAAAAUCUCACCCAUUUGCACGCACUCGCUCUCGCUCCUCCGACCCUAUUGCCAGCUCACUCUUUCGCACGGGGACGACGCGGUCGCGUGUGGUUGGAAUACUUUAUUUUCCUCCGGCUGGGUCUGGCUGGCAGGUUUUAGAACGUGGUGCUCGUGCUCCUCCUCUGCUCCUGUUCCGGGAUUUUAUAACGCUCGAAUUGACGGAGCGGAUGGGCGGGCCUGGCAAAGGGGGACAGCGGUUGCGGUUUGUUUGCCGGUGUGAUUUUCCUUUCCAUCGCAUUGCCGAGCACCGACUGGAACGGAUCCCGCCAAUCUCGGUACAUCCAUCCUCCCUUCCUUCCUUUCUGUUCACACACACACACACACACCACCACCACCAUCUGUUGUUGUGGUCGUUCAUUUGUAGCGCAAAAAGGGAAGCGAGUGGUCGGGGUGUAGUGGUUGGGCCGCCCGAGCUGGUGGAUGAUUUUACGUAAGUGGCAGCUCAGGGAUUCAUUCCAUUUUAAACCACCGAACGGAUCGGUCGUAGUAGGUCUUGCGGCAAGCGUUGCCGAACGGUGUUUUCCGCCUCGUGCGCUGCGUGAUUUGAACGGUGGACUACGCGGGAAAACACGUGGUCGAUCGUCAGAUCGGGAAACGAUUUUUGUGUUAAAAGUGAUUGGAAAAUUGUGCAUAACAUUAAAAACAGUGAAAAGAAGUAGAUGAGGAAAUAGAAAGUUGAGUAAAGUGUGUGUUUGCGAAGAAACAAUUAUUUAACCAGUAAUCCAAAUCGAUAGUAAAAUGACGGAAGAGCUUCAAACUCAAACACAGCCCCAGGCGGCUCCACCAAUGCAGCCGCAAUCGAAACAGCGACUCGGCCCGCAGGACUAUCGCAACUCCGAACUCGUCACCAAGCUGAUGGCCGCCAAUCCGCCCUACCUCUACUCGCCAGCCGUCGGUCCACACAACUUUUUCUUUAGCGAGAUGCUCCGUUCUUUGGUCGCGAACAAGCGCAACGAAAGUCUGCGUAACGCAACGGAGCAACUUCACCACCAACAACAGCAACAGCAACAACAGCAGCAACCGCAGCAACAACAACCCAUUCAACAUCCAAACCAUUUGACCAGCAACCAGUUAGCGCUUCAGGCCGCAUCAACCCGUCGGCCACGCAAACGCUCCUGGAGCCAGCACCGAUACUAUCCCGACGCGUUAAAGGACGGCAAAGACGCGGACGACAGGCGACCGGUCCAGCCCGAGAAGCCACUCGAGCUGACGAACAAACUGUCGUCGUCGUCGGCGUUCACUAGAAGCAUUAGCUCGACCACGGGCCCUCCAAAAUAUCCCGACGGGCUCGAUGGAAGCCCCUCCGAGGGCUUUAAGGCACCGUCGUUCCACGAUCGCAAGCCGCACGACACGAAACCUCCAACGGCUGCUGGCGUUCCCGAUAAGGCGCCGAUUAGCAGCAGCACCCCGCUCCAGGAGCCUCCGGCAGCUUCAAUGCCCCCGUCGGAUCUUAUCCUUCCCCCUCCACCUCCCGUCUGGUAUCCUCCGCUCUACCCACCCUACGGUAUCGAUCCAUUACACUUUUUCAUCGAUCUGCGCGUCUCGGGACACAUUUACGACCGCAAGAAGGAAUCCGGCUCAUCCAGCAACAGCUCGGAAGACUCGGUGCUUACGGUAAAGCGCGAACAUUCCAAGCUCAUCGGAGCGGGCAACGAUCGGCAGGGGUCGGCAUUCAGCGUUCCAAAGCCCAGAGACACCACGAUCGGCAACAAACCCGCACCGAUCAAUCUCACCGCACCGCCGGAGGAGGGUGAAGGUGUGCCCGGCGAUGGGUACGGUGCAAAGGAAGGCACGGAUCAGCAGCCACCAACCAUGGGAUCGCUGUUCCUGGGCGAUGCCGGUGAUCAUAAGACCAUCGAGGGGAUCAAAAGCACCAACUAUGUGCUGCAGAAUUUGCCCCGCAUUUACGGCGAUCUGAACGGCAAUCACAAGCUGGUCGAUCGAUGCCUGACGGAGGACGACGAGACGAAUGGGAAUCUGAGCGAUGAGCAGGAGCAGGACAGCAAAUCCGUCGGCUCGGCGGACGAUCUAAACGGGGAGGACAAUAAGUAUAAAGAUGUCGAUUUGAACGUCAUUUCGGACGAGGAAUCGAUUGCGGUUGAUGAGAAUUGAAUCGUUACUGAAGCGGGGCUCGCCAAGUGGAAAGAAAGUGUUUGGCUAUCAGAUGUAUCUUUCGCUUCUUGUUGUGCCAUAUAGUGCAUGCUAUUUCAUAUUACACGUAAAUAUAUUGCAUGUGUAGA
Messenger RNA from Anopheles coluzzii, 3117 nucleotides. RefSeq lists its product as uncharacterized. Lineage: Eukaryota; Metazoa; Arthropoda; Insecta; Diptera; Culicidae. The record is from RefSeq and is a predicted model, not a curated record. The transcript has 2 exons. The coding region runs from base 1616 to 2989 and encodes 457 amino acids.